Messenger RNA from Mucor mucedo, 2589 nucleotides. RefSeq lists its product as uncharacterized. Gene Ontology annotation, molecular function: ATP binding; protein serine/threonine kinase activity. NCBI's taxonomy places the organism in Eukaryota, Fungi, Mucoromycota, Mucoromycetes, Mucorales, Mucoraceae. The coding region runs from base 1 to 2589 and encodes 862 amino acids. Gene Ontology annotation, cellular component: cytoplasm. The transcript is spliced from 5 exons. The record is from RefSeq and is a predicted model, not a curated record. Gene Ontology annotation, biological process: protein phosphorylation.
AUGAUCUUCCUUCGUGCCAAUCGAGAUACAAUCAUCCAAAGUAAAAUCACCGUCCCCGAAACGAACCAUCGUCAAAACCUCUCUAUUCCACGUAUCGCUCUUCACCGUGCCAAGAAUUUUCUUGCCAAAUGCAUCCCUUGCAAGGAAUUGGCGUUGGAUGCGUACCACCUGAUCAUGGCUACCCGAACCAAGUACCUUGGACUCUUGGAACAACCUGUUGAGGAGCCCAGUGAUUAUGGAAAUCGUACUUAUGCACCUCCUAUUACUACUACAGCAACCGAUUUGCUUCCAUUCACCCGCCAGACAGCAGAGCUCACUUUCUCUUGUACCUCCACCAUCAUCGGUCCUGAAAGAAGUACAAGUGAAAUCAACAUACCAACUCAAUCUUCUGUUUUAUUGGAAGGGGAGAAUGUUAGACGCGUUCACGAUGAAUCCGUGGUGAAUAGUAGCUUCACCCAAGCAUUGGACGUCACUCUUAUUUCAGACGAAACACAAGAUGGUACUUUGGAAACAACUCAAGAAGUAGCUACUCCAACCCAAUCUUUUGUAAUCUUGGAAGAAGAAAAUACUAGAAGUGCUAGUGAUGAACUCAUGUUGACUAGUCCCAGCCAAACAUUGGACGCUGCCCUUAUUUCAGAGGAACCGCAAGAUGAUACUUUGGAAACAACUCAAGAAGUAACUACCCCAACCCAAUCUUCUAUACUCUUGGAAGGAGAAAAUACUAGACGUGCUAGUGAUGAACUCAUGUUGACUAGUCCCAGCCAAACAUUGGACACUGCCCUUAUUUCAGAGGAAACGCAAGAAGAUACUCUGGAAACAACUCAAGAAGUAACUACUCCAACCCAAUCUUCUGCUGUUUUGGAAGGGGAGACAUCGAGACGUGUCAGCGAGAAUACCAUUGCCAGUGGUUCAUUCAGCCAAACAAUGAGCGUUCAUCCUGUUCCCACGCUCAAUGAUGAAACACACUACCUUUCUCAUGUUCAAGAAGUAGCUGUCCCCACAUCUGUUGAUGUUACAGAGCAAGUGAUUCCACGUGUUGUGCGUAACCUGUUUACAAGUGUCCCAACUACUUUGGAUCCUAUCCCUCAUCAUGAACAAAUUCAAGAUUUCCAAGUAGUCACUGUCCGAGAAGAAGGCCAAGUGACCUCAACGAACUCUUCCGAUUUUUCCGACGAACUGGAGGUGGUAGAGGAGGAUGAAGAGCUUACCUAUGAUCGUACUUCUAACGAAGAAGAUAAUGAAGUAGUUGACCGUUUGCAACCCGAGCAAGAAGUGACGGAGAUUGUUGUCCCAGCCUUUGAUCAGACGCCUGUCGGAUUGCAACGUGCAACAUUAGUACAAUUAAACAAUAGGGUGGAAACGCAUGUCACUGAGGACGUGCAAUUAGAAGAAGAAGAAGAGGAGGCCAGACGAUUGACGGAAGAUGAGCAAGGCUAUGCGGACAACCACCAGGAUGAGACGAUGGACGAAAGAAAUUAUACGGCUCAAGACCUUGCUAUUUUUGAACAAAAUGCAUUGUUCAGGAGAAGAAUGCAGAGAGAAGUAGUGGCGAGAAGGGGAAAAAUUCCUGUGUUUGUUCGUAGAGAUUUGAACGAUCCAAGCUCUUCAGAGGCGUCCAGUGAAUACUUUGAUGCACAAGAGGAAACGCAACCCGUCGAUUACAAUACUGUGAUUGAAAACAUCGUGGGUCCUUGUAACAGUGACGAAUUAGAGGAAUAUGAGCACAAUCCUUACAAGGUGCUUUGUGAUUUGGGACCACUCCUGGAUAUCUUGAAAGAUAACAAGUAUUACACUUUUUGCUAUGAUGAUCCCAACAAGGUGUAUGUCAUUGACAGGGAUGCAGAGGGAGGAGGAAUGAAUGGUGGUGUACAUAAGGCUAGAUUUCGUAACGAUACAACAAGACGCCUCUACGCUAUGAAGACGGUCUUGGUUGAUUUCCACAAGCCUACGUAUCAUGGAAAGUUGACGGAAAUUCGAUCUGAAGUUCGCUUGUUGAGACAAGAACAUGAUCGUCUUGCUCGUCUUUGUGAUUUGCGUAUUUACAACGGUCGUGUCUUUAUCUUUACGGAUUACAUGCCUUAUACUCUUACAGACAUCAUCCAAAUGAAAUAUAACUCGGGUAUCCAUAACGAUGUUUUAGUACACAUCUUUCUUCAGUCAAUGGAAGGAUUGGAUUAUAUCAAUAACACAUUGGCCAUGGUUCACGGUGAUAUUAAGGGCUGUAAUAUCAUGAUGGAUAAAGAUGGUAACAUCAAAUUAAUCGAUUUUGGAUUUUCGGGAUACCCAACCGACUCACCAGGCAGUGGAACUGAAGCAUUCAUGUCUCCAGAGUUAGCAGCGGGUGGACCCAAUACGGCUGCAUCGGAUGCAUGGGCUUUAGGAAAGACCUUUCAGUAUCUUCUUGAUUGUAACAAGGGUCAUCGUGAGCCUUACCUCAAACUUAUCUGUAAGAGCUUGAUGGCCUCUACGCUUGAGGCCAGAAUCACAGUCCGUCUCGCAUUUGAGAUGCUAGACUUGGCUGUUCGCAGUAAAUGGUUGGAGAAGGCAGAACCCCAAACUGCAUUGAAUCAUGUUGCAUCAAAUGCUUAA